Molecule: messenger RNA, 1187 nt
Organism: Saitoella complicata NRRL Y-17804
Lineage: Eukaryota; Fungi; Ascomycota; Saitoellomycetes; Saitoellales; Saitoellaceae
Exons: 1
Coding region: 274-1059 (261 amino acids)
Source: RefSeq, a predicted model, not a curated record
CCGCCGCCGAUGCAAGAUCUAGACCGGGUAGGAGGAUUGUCCUCGAGGCCCUUGUCAGUUUGACAACGAAUCGUGGUACAGUCUAGGUUUAAUGACCGUUGUGUGGCAUAUUCCGUGUACGAGACUUGUUACCGCAAAAUUGGGCCGAGCUGUGCUCGUGCGAACCUUAUUCGGCCAUGGCCAGGGAAAAUAUCGCCGGCGCCGCGCCUAGCGUCAAUAGUGGGUCCGCGCGGUGCCGGUGAGAUUGCAUUCUUCUUGCACACCUGAUUCGACAUGGAUGCGGCUACUGCAAAGAGGUUCGAUAGUUUCCACCGGCAGGUCCUGCGCUGGGCGCUUGGGUUACAUUGCUCCACCAAUAACGAAGCACUGUACUUUGACUCUGGAGAAAUAGCAUUUUCUGCGCGUCUGGUGCACCUAACCGCUCGGUUCUAUGACUAUGCUCGUGGUGUGAGUCCUGAUCGUCUGGUUCAUACGGCUCUGAUGGCGUCAGCUGUGAUGGCUAACUGUAGGAAGCCUGGCGCUGGUAAGACGUGGUAUGCGAGGCUCUCAGCUGCUUGUGAGAAGAUUGGCAUUGCUCUCGACCUGUCUGCGCCACCUCUUACGGGCUCAACAAACCCUUCGCGGAUCUCUUUUGCGCGGCUUCAACAAUGCAGUCACUUUACGUCUCUUCCGCUGCUACCUUCUUCACAUACAAAGUGUCUGCGCCGACAACCAUACCUGUCUCAGUCAUUCAAGGUCGCUCGGUGUAUUGGUCGGUUGCGCCACUCAGCUCACAAGAUCAUGAAUGAGUCUGGCCGGAUCAAUGGUAGUCCUGCAGAGCAUAGGUUCUGUCCUCACCGUUCCGCCGAUGGAGUUGCAGUGGUCGAGACUGAAGAGCAUGCACUGAUUGGUUGCCCUCGCUUCCGCAAUGAACGCCACGCCAUGUUCGACCGUGUCAGGGGGUGUCUAAAUGGUGGUCAAAUUGUCUGGCUAGGUUUCAUGAUGACUGGUGUAGCCCUUCGCCUUCUUCUGCGGGAUUAUUGGGUGCGUUUCUGUCAGCUACUGACUCUCAGGUUCUGACCGAAUUCGGCCGCUUUGCACAUGUUACCUUAGUUUGAGUACCUACGCUUGCCGUACUGGAUUGCCUCAGGGCAAAAUCCGGUUUCAAUACUACUACUAUUACUACUACACCUGGGAGGGAUUUGCAC